UGAAGGGGAAAAAAUUGCACACUCCAAAAUAAAAAUAAAACAAAAUUGCAAUAUUUAUUUUUGUGCAGAUGCAAAUCAGGGCGGGCAGAGGCUGCAGUCUGCAGGUCGACCUUUUCCUGGAGUUAUCCUAGAGGCGUGGGGAAAGUGAGGGGAGGGAGGCUACCUGGACUUGGCUGGCUGGGGAGAAACGGUUGCUGGGCAGGAAAGGGGGAACCAAAGAGCUGCGGAACGGAAGGUGCUUGCUGCUUGCAGCUGCGGGCGCCGACGAGCCAGCUGCACCAGCUGUGGUUGCACUUUCUGCUGGGGAAGAGGAGAAAUGGAGUCCCUGCAAGUUCUGGAGCUGUAUAGUGGCAUUGGAGGAAUGCACCAGGCGCUGAAAGAAGUGCAAUUGCACUAGGACUCCUUAGCUACCGGCCAGAGAUGAGCGACUCUGAGCAUGGCCCGGCCACAGGCGACGAGGACGGCGGGGAACCCGAGGAGGAAGAGGAAGAGGAAGAAGCCGCUGCCGGAGAUGGAGACCCAGCGCAGGGGAGCCGAAAAGCCCGGGGUGGCCGCAAGGCCCGGGGUAGGCCGCGGCUCACGGAGUCCGACCGAGCCCAGCGCCGCCUCGAGUCCCGGAAGAAAUACGACAUGCGGCGCGUCUACCUGGGCGAGUCCCACGGCCCCUGGUCGAACCUGAGGCAGCGCAGCGGCUGGAGCGACGCCAAGCUGGCCGCGUACUUGCUGGGACUGGAACGGGAGCAGCGGGCCGGGCGCCGAGGGAAACUCUGGGAGCAGCUGCCUUACGAGCCGCAAAGGAAGAAGAGAAGGCGGCGGAACGUGAACUGCCUGAAGAACGUCGUCAUCUGGUAUGAAGACCACAAAAACCGCUGCCCCUAUGAGCCCCACCUCUCUGAGCUGGACCCCACCUUUGAGAUGUACACGACGGCCGUGUGGCAGUGCGAAGCAGGACACCGCUAUUUCCAGGACUUGCACUCGCCUCUCAAGCCGCUCAGCGACUCCGAGAACGAGGGCGGCCAUGCCGGAAGCUGCGGGAAUUCCGACGAGAGCUCUAGUUCGGAGGCUGAAGAGCGGUCAGAGGGCCAGACGCAGCGGCAGCCGACAGAAAAUAAGGAGGGCGAGAGCGCAAGCGGGCUCAUCACUCGGGAUGGCAUCCACAUUCCGUUUGAGCACCAUAUUGAGAACCUGGCGUCAGAGCAGGGGCCUGGCGUGUGCCCACCCCUCGGCGGCCCACAGACCAUGGAAACUGUGGUGUGCGUGCCGGUGCCGGUGCAGAUGAGUUCGGGCCACGGGACUCUCUUUGACAACGUGACGCCAGAGACGCUUAGCGAGGUGGUGGCCAGCUGCCCCGUCCAGGGUGUGGCGCAGGGCUCACAGGUGAUCAUCAUCGCCGGGCCUGGCUAUGAUGCCCUCACGACUGAGGGCAUCCAGCUGAACGUCACCAGCACGGGCGCAGAGGAGUUGCCCUGCGCCAUGAUUGAGAGCGUGGCGGCGGCCUAUGCCCAGACGGAGCCUGGGACUGGACAGCCCAGCGGCAUGGAGAGUGUGGAAUACAUCGAAACCAAACGGGAAAACGAGGAGCUUUUUGAGCUCAAAAAGGAGGAGCCGCAGCCCCCGGCGGAAAUAAGGACGCCCUGUGACCCAGAGCCAGACCCUGAGAGUGUGGGGCUGGAAGCAGAGGAGGAGAUCGAGGGCAUCAACAUGUCCUCCAUCAUCUACGAGAUUCCAAAGGAGCCCGAGAAGAGAAGGAGGAGCAAAAGGGGCCGUGUGAUGGACGCCGAUGGCAUGCUGGAGAUGUUCCACUGCCCCUACGAAGGGUGCACCCAGGUCUAUGUAGCACUUAGCAGUUUCCAGAACCACGUUAACCUCGUCCACCGGAAGGGGAAGACGAAGGUGUGUCCCCACCCAGGUUGCGGCAAGAAGUUCUAUCUCUCCAACCACCUCCGGAGGCACAUGAUCAUCCACUCCGGAGUCCGCGAAUUCACCUGCGAGACCUGCGGCAAAUCCUUCAAGCGCAAGAACCAUCUGGAAGUCCACCGCCGGACACACACUGGGGAGACGCCUCUCCAGUGCGAGAUCUGCGGUUACCAGUGCCGGCAGCGAGCCUCUCUCAACUGGCACAUGAAGAAACACACCUCGGAGGCCCAGUACAACUUCACCUGCGAGCACUGCGGAAAGCGCUUUGAGAAACUGGACAGCGUCAAGUUCCACAAGCUAAAGAGCCACCCGGAUCACAAAGCUGCCUGAUCCAGACUUUAUUUAUUUAUUAUUGGCCCAUUACAGGUUCCGCGCCAACGGAGGGCACUUCUUUGCACAUACACAGCUGGAGAUGUGAUGUGUGUGACCUGCAGCAGAGAAUUGCAUCCCAUAAUCCAGGGGUAGGCAAACUAAGGCCCGGGGACCGGAUGCGGCCCAAUCGCCAUCUCAAUCCGGCCUGCGGACAGUCC
Messenger RNA from Podarcis muralis (Common wall lizard), 2447 nucleotides. Its product is annotated as tRNA (cytosine(38)-C(5))-methyltransferase-like. The record is from RefSeq and is a predicted model, not a curated record. NCBI's taxonomy places the organism in Eukaryota, Metazoa, Chordata, Lepidosauria, Squamata, Lacertidae. Gene Ontology annotation, biological process: regulation of transcription by RNA polymerase II. Gene Ontology annotation, molecular function: transcription coregulator activity; methyltransferase activity. Gene Ontology annotation, cellular component: nucleus.